Molecule: messenger RNA, 715 nt
Organism: Amorphotheca resinae ATCC 22711
Lineage: Eukaryota; Fungi; Ascomycota; Leotiomycetes; Helotiales; Amorphothecaceae
Exons: 2
Coding region: 21-404 (127 amino acids)
Source: RefSeq, a predicted model, not a curated record
CUGCCUAUACGUGCUGGGUUAUGCAGACAGUAGUACUGUGCAUUCUUGGCUUCUUCCUCCUUAAGCACAACAGUUCCUCCAACCAACUCAUGAGUCUCGAUCUUCACGGCGGCAGAGCCAGAUGCGACCUUCAAGGCCUGAGCACGCUCUCUGGCGGGGUCGAAAGUAGCAAAGACAAAGAGAUUCUCGUUGUCACGUUUGACAACGUAGACGUUAGGUCCCACAACAGGCAGCUUCGACUUGGGAGGCAUGGUUGCGACAGGGGUGGUUGUGUUGAUGGUUCUUUUGUGAGUGUGUUGUACGCUGUGUGCUUGCUCUGGAUCUUCAAAGAAGUUUCCCAGAGUGGCAGAACAGAGGUUUGUGUUAGGUUGUGUUUGUUGCAAUUCUGUGCAAGUUGCUUUUGAUCUGAAGUUGCGACGAGUGAGCAACCAAAUGAAUGUAGAGGAGACUUGGUUGUUGUUGUGCGGGAUCAUAGAUCUGAGGAAAGGUGAUUGAGUGGCUGUUUAUUUUCUUGUGGCUCAGCCUUGUCUACCAUAAACAAGGCUGGGGAGACGCAAUUUACCCGAAAAAAAUGAGAUAGGGGUUCACGGGAAAAACACGAAUCCACGUGCUGUUACUCGCCAAGUCUACCUUACCUACAGCAUCUAUCUAGUAUGUUUUCUCUCAGGUUCCCGCAUAUAAUAAACUGUCUUUCACUAUCACGACUGAUCUGGGU